Messenger RNA from Gilbertella persicaria, 1506 nucleotides. RefSeq names its product general substrate transporter. The transcript is spliced from 4 exons. Lineage: Eukaryota; Fungi; Mucoromycota; Mucoromycetes; Mucorales; Choanephoraceae. Gene Ontology annotation, molecular function: carbohydrate:proton symporter activity. The annotation marks the transcript as partial. Gene Ontology annotation, biological process: transmembrane transport; carbohydrate transport. The record is from RefSeq and is a predicted model, not a curated record. Gene Ontology annotation, cellular component: membrane.
GAUUUUGGUGUCACAAGUGGUGUAAUGGCUAUGCCACAAUUCCAAGCUUACUUUGAUCCAUUAACGCCUGCUAUUAAGGGUGCCUUAAACUCCUUAAUGGGUUGUGGUGCUGCUUUUGGUUGUCUUGUUGCAGGUGUCAUGUCAGAUCGUUUUGGCCGUCGUGAUACGAUUGGUGUAUCUGCUCUUAUUUUUAUCGUAGGUGGCGUCCUUCAAUGUGCCUCUCAUAAUAUUGAAAUGCAAUUGGUUGGUCGUUUUAUCUCUGGUCUUUCUGUAGGCGCCUGUUCUGUUUUAUCUCCCAUGUACAAUGCUGAAUUGGCACCCAAGGAAAUUCGUGGUCGUUUGAUUGGUUUCCAACAACUCAUGAUUGACACUGGUCUAUUGAUCAGUGCUUGGCUCGACUUUGGUACAAUUUAUGUCAACAGCGAUUGGUCAUGGCGUAUUCCUUACCUUGUUCAAGUGGCUCCUGCUAUUCUUUUGGCCUGUUGCCCAUUUAUUUUACCUCGUUCUCCUCGUUGGUUGAUUGAAAAAGGUCGUACAGAAGAAGCCUUGGAUGUUCUUGCUUAUGUCCAUGGUAAAGGCAACCGUGAUCACCCUUACGUAAUUCAAGAGUUUAAUGAAAUCAACGACAACGUCCAACUCGAAAACAACGUGGCUGUCGAUAGUUACUGGAGCAUGAUCAAGGACCCUAAGAACCGCCGCGUCCUUUGGGUUGGUUGCUCCGUCGCUAUUUUUCAACAAUUGACAGGUGCUAAUGUGAUUAUGUAUUAUGCUGCAUUCAUGUUUCAACAAGCGGGUCUUAAGGGUUCCAUGUCUUUGCUCGCCAAUGGUCUUGAUUAUGCAGUCAUGGUCAUCUUUUGUAUCCCUGGUAUGAUCCUUGUCGAUCGAGUUGGUCGUGUCAAGUUGAUGACGAUUGGUUCGAUUGGUAUGUGUGCCUGUUUCUUUAUUAUAGCUGGUCUAUAUGGCGGUAUUGGUUACACUGAAUGGAAUGAAGAACAGUUGAGUCAUGUUGUGAACAUGAGUAACAAUCCUGCUGCUGGAAAUGCUGUGAUUGCAUUUAUCUUUAUCUUUGUUGCUUUUUACGGUACCACUUGGGCCCCUGUAGCAUGGAUCUAUAUUGCUGAAAUCUUUCCUUUGAGAAUCAGAAGUAAAGGCUUUGCAUUGGCCUCCGCUGUUCUUUGGGUCGGUAAUAUUUUGGUAGGACAAGUUACUCCUAUUUUAAUGGAUAAAAUUACUUGGGGAACUUAUAUUAUUUACGGCGUCAUUGGUAUUAUCAUGUUGGUUUGGAUAUGGCUCUUUGCUCCUGAACCUAAAGGUCUUUCUCUUGAAGAAAUUGAAGUUGUUUUCCAUGGCCCUAUUGUUGUGACCAACCUGAAUUAUGAAGAGUAUCUGAAUGCUCAUCGUGAAGAUGUUGAAAAGAUUCGUCAAGAAGUCAACAUUCAAAAUAAGGAAAAGGCAGAUGAAAAGCAAGAACACCAAGACAAAGAUGGUUUUGACAUUACUCAUUAA